AUGUCGGAGCUGCUCGUGCGCUGGCUCAACGACGAGGUCCAGCUCUCGGUGGUCGUGACCGAGUUCGAGGCGACGUUUGCGAGCGGGUAUCUCUUGGGCGAAGUGCUCUUCAAGGCCAACCAGCAGCACAACUUUGGCGACUUUGUACCGAGCGACUCGGCCGAUGCAAAGAUUGUCAACUUUUGCCUCCUCGAGCCUUCGAUGCGGGCGCUGGGCAUCCGCUUGGACCCGAUCUUGGCGUCGAGCGUCAUGAACGAAGCGAGCGGCGCGGCCACCAAGCUGCUCUACCAACUCAAGGCACUUUUUCC
Molecule: messenger RNA, 308 nt
Organism: Saprolegnia parasitica CBS 223.65
Lineage: Eukaryota; Oomycota; Saprolegniomycetes; Saprolegniales; Saprolegniaceae
Exons: 1
Molecular function (GO): protein binding
Source: RefSeq, a predicted model, not a curated record